Messenger RNA from Apis cerana (Asiatic honeybee), 6232 nucleotides. Its product is annotated as cholecystokinin receptor type A. The record is from RefSeq and is a predicted model, not a curated record. Gene Ontology annotation, cellular component: plasma membrane. Gene Ontology annotation, molecular function: gastrin receptor activity; neuropeptide receptor activity. Lineage: Eukaryota; Metazoa; Arthropoda; Insecta; Hymenoptera; Apidae. Gene Ontology annotation, biological process: neuropeptide signaling pathway.
AAAAAAAAAGAAAAGAAAGAAGAAGAGAGAGACGAUCGUGUUCCUCCACACUCUGUUAGUUUUCUGCGUUACAUUAUAUAUAGUUGAGAAAGUUCACAGCGAUAUCAAAGGGAAAGUUUGAAGAAAAACUCGUGUUCAUGGAGUCAGCAUUUUAUUGAAUAAGUUACGUACAGUUUCUCCCUUCUUUCCCAGUGCGAGUUUCAAGAUAUAGCAGCCAGUUCUUUACGAACUCCCUUUCGAAAUGCUUUUCGUGUUUUGCGACACUGCGCAUCUUCGAUUUAUUACGCGUGAAAAUGUUUUCAAUUUUUCCCACAGAGAACGUGAAUUUUUUUUUUAAUUAAUUUAUAAUUAAUUUAUAUAAUUAAUUUAGAAACAAUGAAAACAAAUGUGAAACUUUCUCCCCGAGGAAAUAUCUAAUUCGUUUGAUGACAUCUCUCUGGUCUGAUCGUUUUGCUAGCUUAGUCCAAUGAAUUUUCUUCCCCAAAAAAUUCGCAAAAUUUUGUAUAAUUUUCGAAGGGAUAAAAGGAUUUUUCGAAAUAAAUCACAGGUCAAGACCAACCAAGACUCGAUUUAAAGUAGAACAUUCUUUUGUCCGGUUGGUCGAUCGAUAUUCUUUCAAUGUUUCGUGAAAAAUGAUACUAUUUACAUUUCGAUUCCAAAUAUUUCUUUUCGAUUGAUACAUAUGGUACACGAUUUCAGAGUCAGAAAAUGUAUACAAUCGUGUAUUCGUACUUUUUCUUUUUUUUUUCGUGUACAUUUUAUUUACAACACGAUUAGAAUUGUAAUAUAAUUAUUAUACCACUUUCUAACGCGUAUUAAGUUUGAAACGAUACGUUGAUUAAUACACCACUAUAAUUAUCUAAUUAUGCGAAUAAAUUCUGGUUACGUAAUAUAUCAAGUUAAUAAUAUCUGAAUGAUAUUUGUGUACCGCAUAAUUUAUUUAUGCCAAGCUAAUUAUAAUCAGGAAGCACCAUUCGUAAUAGCAAGACGAAUAUUAAUGUAUUCGAUACGAUGGAAGCUUAUUUCUAUUAUAUAAUCGUUGACCUCAAAUUCUCUGAUUCGCAUUCGCGUCAAAGAAUUUAAAUAGGAUAAUGUUCGGGAUUCCAUCGUGAAAAAUUGGCGAAAUAAAAAUCUUUCUUUCUUUCUUUUUUUUUUUUAUUUCAUUUAUAUCACGUUUAUCAGCUUCGUAACAUCAGCGAGACCGAAUCGACGGUAUUGAAUGAAUAUCGAAUUAAUAACAGAGAGAAAUACAAUAAUACGAAAUUUUUCAAUUUUCAUUUAGUUCGAUUAAUCGUAUCAUCUCCAUUUCUCUAAUUAUCGAAAAGAAGGGCGUCGAUCCUGACUUUAAACUCUCCAAUUUGAGGGGGGAAAAGGCGAGGAAAAAAUCCCAUCGCAUCUUUCACCCGAUGAAAUCCCCUUUCGAACACAUCCGAAUCCCUCGAAACAAAUCCCUCCGAAUCGAAUCUCCUUUCAAACAUUAACCGUUCGAUCUCACGUUAAACCAAUAUAUAUCUGUACAUAUACCCGUGCAAAGCGACAUAUCUGUACUUAAUCCCCUGGCUAAUAGAAUAUUAAGGGAUCGAAUUGAUUAAUCGGCGAUUGUAAUUUUACCGUUGACCACUCUUCUCUCCCCUUCUUUCAUAAAGUCACGAAACGCAACGGCGAGCUGAAUCACGAUUCGUCGAGCGAGAUAAAAUAUCCACUUCGUUUCUCGCUCUUUUUCCUCUUUUCGUCGAAGAACGAUCCCGUGACGAAGAAUCCUUCGAUGGAUUUUAAUUUUAAUUUUUUUCCUCUCUCUUUUUUGAAAUAAUUUUAAUUUAAAAUCGAAAAUUAAAAAGACACGUACGCGUAUCUCCGAAGAGGUUAAUUCGGUUAACCUUUUAGUUAGUUCUAUCUAAAAGCGUUAUCUGGAAUGGCAGAAAGAGGGAUAAUUGACGGGCGACGAACGAUCCGUGGUGGAAGGAAGGAAGGAAGAGUGUGGCGCGAGCUGGCGCGAGGAGAAGCGGUCCUGGAUUCAGUCGGCGGCCAGGAUUCGUGGCGCGCGCGUCGAUGUACGUGGGCCGGCUCGCUCGUCGACUCGCACCACUUGCGCCGCGUUACCAAUCGCCGAGCGUCACCAUUCGAAACCAUAGCUGGCCGCGAUUUAAACUUUCGCUCGAUGAAAUGAAAAAAAAUGUUCUCGCGAAUGGAAGCACCAACGAAAGCGUAAUUCUUCCUUUUCCUUUUCUCUUUCUUUCCCCCUCUCUUCUCUUCACGAUUCUCCAGAGAGUUAUCAAAGGCGAUUUAUUUCUUUCGAAUGUGUAAAGAAGAAGAGAGAAGAGGACUCGUGCGAAAAAGGGGGAGGGGGGAAAUUUGUUAAAAGUGUUGAAAUAACGCAAAUUUCUCGUCGAUCUUUCCUCUUCCCGCUCUCUCUUUUUCUCUUUUGCGACCAAUCGAUCGAUUUCGUUUACUUAUUCGACGCAAAGUGAAUAUUUCCUUCAUGAAGAUCAAGAUUUUUCGUUUCGAACCGGAGGAUGGAACGUUUGUGUGUGUCGUGCGACAAUAACGCGAUGAUCCAUUAUCGUAUUCUCCCUUCCUGUGACAGAAAUUGACAAUUGCUUUAGAAAAUUAAUCGUUCAUAUGUGGAAACACUGAUGUUGAAUUCUGAUGAAUUUGAAACUGAAUUGUCCCGAGAAAUGGCAAAUUUAUCGACGGAUUUACAGGUUAAUUUUUAAGAAGAUACGAUACGAGAGACCGAUUAAAAAUAAUAAAUUAUUUUAUGAAUAUUUAUCAUUGACAAUUUUUUCGUUACGAUUGAAAGAAAGUUUAAUUUAAAGAAAUUCUAUGGAUGAUACGCGAAUGACACGUCAAAUAUACUAAGCACCUCGAACUGUUCACGAUCAAUAUUUUAUAGGCGUAUUUAAAUUAAUUUUUUUCCAGUAAACAAGCGGUGGACAUUUUAUCAAGGUUUGCCAACCAAAUAAAGCCUGCUCGUUACAAAAUUUGCAUCGUGAAGAUCGAGAUCGACAUUUGGAUCAAACGGAUUCGUUUCGUAACAUAAACGAACGAUAACUAUUUCCGGAAUCCUUUGACACAUAUACAAUAGUUCACAACUAUCAUCCGUACAAUUCGAUACGGAAUGUAGAGCAGAAUUUAUACACGGUGAAAAUUCGUCGCAAUCACGAACAGAAUCUAUCCUGGUUCGAAGUCGAAUUCGUCGAAACUUAGGAGCAAUUACCAUAAAAUGUCGAUCAAUCGUGAUCUCAGAAAUUCUCGUCCUUCUGAUACUCUCACUCAACUUGUUUAAGACCCGUUUAACCCCCCAGAGUCUCGGCCGGAUCUAUCUGUCGGAUGAACCGAAGCAAGGAUUUAUCGGUUUUACAAGCGUAAGAUAUUCGCAAUAAGAUAUGCGUUAAGAGCAAUAUAUAUAUACCGAACGAUAUAUACAAAUUUUCAAGGAAAGAGAAACUUUUCACCUAAUAAAAAGGUGGAAGAAAACGACGAAUUGUGGAUGAUCCAAGUUAAAGAAGUUUUAAUUAAAAAUUCGUUCACCGAUCGAAGGAUUUGAAAGAUAUUUACGCGAUAUUUAAGAGAGGAAGGAGAAUUCGCGAAGAGAAAGUUUAUUGUAAACUAUUCGAUUUGACCGAGUUUAAAUGUGGAACGAGGGGCAGGAAGUUCGAAAAUCUUGCGAGAAGAAACGUUCCUUCGAAUCGUGAAUUCAUCGUGAAAUCUCCAAAGUGAAAUGUGUACGACAUCACUCGGUUAUUUUCGACUUAUUUCCAUACGAAUAAAUAUCGGUAGUGGGUUGAUCCGCUGCAACAGGAUUAUCAUAAAAAAGUACUUCGAUACCUCCUUGUUACUCCGUUUCAGCAACGAUUGAACGACGAGCUCGACGACUAUUUUCAUCGAUGGAUGUAAGCUGGCCGUACGUUGAAUCGUUAUCGGAAUAUCAAAAUCAAAUUUACAAGGCGAAGAGAAUCGAUUUCACGUAGAUAUCGGCACGAGUCUUAAGUUUAAUCGUUUAACACCGAUUUCACAGAGGCGACCAUCCAUGGAUGGAACACGGAACAUCGAUCAAAUUCGAUCGCGUUGCACAAUCGUAUCGUAAACCCCUUUAAAUGGGGUUGAACUGUGAACGGUCGUUUUGAAUAAGAUGAUGAUGUCGGCCACGAAUUACAACGAAACCGAUACCGGAACGAUGGCCAAUUAUUUUGGUAAUUCCGAUCUGGAUCAAUCGUUCGCCACCAAUCUGCCCCAGCCAACAACUACGUCCUCCGUUUUGAACGUGACAACGUUGCCAACAGUGGCGGCCACGCAUUACGGCCAAACGAAUCUGCUCGAGAGUUUGAUCGUCCCUCUGUACGGAAUAAUAUUUCUCCUCUCCAUCGUUGGGAAUUCGUUGGUGCUGAUCACCCUGGCACGUAACAAGAGGAUGAGGACAGUGACCAACGUUUAUUUAUUAAACCUGGCGGUUUCGGAUCUGCUGCUCGGCGUCUUUUGCAUGCCUUUUACACUUCUUGGACAAGUUCUGAAGAAUUUUGUUUUUGGUAUAACGAUGUGCAAACUAAUACCGUAUUUUCAAGCCGUGUCGGUGUCUGUCGGCGUAUGGACACUGGUCGCCAUCUCUUUGGAGCGUUACUUUGCCAUCUGCAGGCCACUGAAGUCGAGAAGAUGGCAAACACAGUUCCAUGCUUAUAAAAUGAUUGCCGUGGUUUGGACAGCCAGUCUUACGUGGAAUGCGCCAAUUCUUGUUGUUUCGCGAUUAAAAAGUAUACGCGAUGGAAGACAAAAGUGCCGAGAGGAAUGGCCGAGCGUUGGCGCCGAGCGAGCUUAUAAUCUUUUCUUAGACGGGACCCUGCUUUUAGUUCCCUUAAUCGUGAUGAGUCUGGCUUAUUCUUUGAUCGCAGUGAAACUUUGGAGAGGAUUACGGCAGGAAAUUCGUCAGUCGUCCAAUUGUCAGCAACGUCUUGAGAGGAUAGAAUCGGCGAGGGCGACGGCGAAGAAUUCCACGUAUGACAAAGGUGAUGGAGGGGCGAACACCACGGUCGUUCUCAAUGCUUGCGGCGCAUCCUCGAGAUUAAGGCGAGGAUUUCCCUCGUCCUCCCACGGAUACUACCAUGGCUCUCCUCAGGGAGUGGCGUCUAGGGUGAGAAAGAUACGCGUUCCGAGAAUGAAAGUAUCCAGUGUAUUCGGUGGAAAAUUAAAAGGAUCGGAUUUUUCCAAUGAAUCGAGAGUGCAGGUUCGUAGCAAUGGAAAUAAUUGUGUUUCGAGGGAUACGAAAGAUUCCUCCAACGAGGAGCAACAAGAUUCGGGCUGUCCAUUCAAUAGGCAACACAUUAUACGAAGUAAUUACAUGGGCAAAAGUAUCGAAGCCAAGAAAAAAGUGAUAAGGAUGCUGUUCGUGAUCGUGCUGGAAUUUUUCGUCUGCUGGGCACCGUUGCACGUGAUCAAUACCUGGUAUCUUUUCGCGCCAGAUUUCGUGUAUUCGACCGUCGGCAGCACGGGGAUCAGCCUGGUACAAUUACUUGCCUACGUGUCGAGUUGCUGCAAUCCGAUCACGUAUUGCUUCAUGAACAGAAAGUUUCGUCAAGCGUUCCUUGGCCUUUUCGAUUGUCACCGUUGCUGGAGACGGAGUCACUUCUUUUUCUUUCUCUCUCUUUAAUCGACUCUUGGACGUCUUGUUUACUCUCCUCUAUAUCUCGCUUCAAUUUUUUCCCAAUCUUGGUUUGCUCCGUUGUUCGAGAAGGAGGGGAUCGCGGUUCGUUCGGAAAAAAAGAGAGAAAGAGAAAAAAAAUUGAGAAGUAUCGAGCGCGAUAUGUACUUUCCACUGUGAAAUUGCGAAGGGGUGUUGCGAGCCACCCUUUGGCCGAGAGGCCAAUUUUUCGCGCAGCAUUAUUACUCUUAACGCUUCCGUCGAUGUAGAAAAAAUAUUCGAUGCACAAAGUUUGCGAGUUCAAACGUACGAGCAAAUGGACGGACGAUGGAAUCAAAUAACGAGCAAAAGUCGAUCGUUGAUCAAACGUAUAUUACAUAAUGGACGAAUAAAUGAAACGAUUUUGUUUGUUCCCUGAAAACGUUAAACAAUACGUAAGUACACCGAUUAAAAUUCAAAGACAAAGCGUGUUUAUCGAAAUAAUCGAAACGCGCGAUUGCAACGAGAUAUGCCCUUCAGUUCAAUCCGAUGUUUCGAACGAAAUGUCCAAAUCCAAUCGCGUUUCGAAUUCGAUUUUCGAUCGUAAGAUGGAAAAAUCUA